This is a messenger RNA of Drosophila eugracilis, 2134 nucleotides long. It is a transcript of the gene pix, whose product is annotated as protein Pixie. Gene Ontology annotation, molecular function: iron ion binding; ATP hydrolysis activity; ATP binding. Gene Ontology annotation, biological process: translational termination; ribosomal subunit export from nucleus; translational initiation. The coding region runs from base 94 to 1929 and encodes 611 amino acids. The record is from RefSeq and is a predicted model, not a curated record. NCBI's taxonomy places the organism in Eukaryota, Metazoa, Arthropoda, Insecta, Diptera, Drosophilidae. The transcript is spliced from 5 exons.
CUCAUCAAAACUCCCCCCUUUUGAAACUUGUUGGCUGACACGCAAGAGCGUGCGUUCCGUCUGUUUUAGAACUAUUUCGGCCAAGUUUGCAGCAUGUCGCGCAGAACAGAAAAGGAGGAGGUGGACAAGCAGACGCGUAUUGCCAUCGUCAGCGAUGACAAGUGCAAGCCAAAGCGGUGUCGGCAGGAGUGCAAGAAGACCUGCCCCGUGGUGCGCAUGGGCAAGCUCUGCAUUGAGGUGACGCCCACCUCCAAAAUAGCCUCGCUGUCCGAGGAACUGUGCAUCGGUUGCGGUAUCUGUGUCAAGAAAUGUCCAUUUGAGGCCAUCACAAUUAUCAACUUGCCCAGUAACCUGGAAAAGCACACAACGCAUCGGUACAGCAAGAACUCGUUCAAGCUGCAUCGUCUACCCAUUCCGCGUCCCGGUGAAGUGCUUGGUCUAGUUGGACAGAAUGGUAUUGGCAAGUCGACGGCUUUGAAAAUUCUCGCUGGUAAGCAAAAACCCAAUUUGGGAAAGUACGCAAACCCGCCCGACUGGACUGAGAUUCUAAGCUAUUUCCGCGGUUCGGAGCUGCAAAACUACUUCACCAAGAUUCUGGAAGACAACCUGAAAGCGCUGGUUAAGCCGCAGUAUGUGGAUCAGAUUCCCAAAGCGGUUCGUGGCGCUGUCGGUGAUCUGCUGGACAAGAAGGACGAGAGGGACCUGCAGACCAAGAUAUGCGAGAUGUUGGACCUAUCGCAUAUCCGGGAUCGUGAGAUCGCCCAGCUCUCUGGUGGAGAACUUCAGCGUUUUGCCAUUGCCAUGGUUUGCAUACAGAAUGCUGAUAUCUUCAUGUUUGACGAGCCGUCCUCAUAUCUCGAUGUUAAGCAGCGUCUCAACGCUGCCUUGACCAUUCGAUCACUUCUGCACCCCACCAAGUUUAUUAUCGUGGUGGAGCACGAUUUGUCGGUACUGGAUUACUUGUCCGAUUUUAUCUGCUGCCUUUACGGAGUUCCCGGUUGCUAUGGUGUGGUCACUAUGCCCUUCUCCGUACGCGAAGGCAUUAACAUAUUCCUCGAUGGUUUUGUCCCCACUGAAAACAUGCGUUUCCGAACUGAGUCACUGACUUUCAAGGUAUCCGAAUCGGCUACGGAGGAGGAGAUCAAGCGCAUGAACCACUACGUAUAUCCCGCCAUGGUUAAAACCCUCGGCAAAUUCGAGUUGACGGUGGAAAAGGGUCACUUCAGUGACUCUGAGAUCCUCGUGCUUCUCGGCGAGAACGGUACGGGCAAGACAACGUUUAUCCGCAUGUUGGCCGGCAACCUGCAGCCCGAUGGCGAGGUGGAACUUCCCAUGCUCAAUAUUUCGUACAAGCCGCAAAAGAUUUCCCCGAAAUUCCAGAACCAUGUGCGCCAUUUGCUGCACGACAAAAUACGCGAUGCUUACGUGCAUCCGCAGUUCAUUGCUGAUGUUAUGAAGCCAAUGAAGAUCGAGGAGAUCAUGGACCAGGAGGUGCAGAACCUCUCUGGUGGUGAGUUGCAGCGAGUUGCCUUGGUUCUGUGCCUGGGCAAACCAGCGGAUGUCUACCUCAUCGACGAACCCUCUGCUUACUUGGAUUCGGAGCAGCGUCUGGUUGCCGCCAAGGUUAUCAAACGAUACAUUUUGCACGCAAAGAAAACUGGAUUUGUGGUAGAGCACGAUUUCAUCAUGGCCACCUACCUCGCCGAUCGUGUCAUUGUUAUCGAGGGUCAGCCUUCAGUAAAGACGACGGCUUUCUCGCCGCAGUCUUUGCUAAAUGGCAUGAACCGCUUCCUCGAACUCCUCGGCAUCACCUUCCGUCGCGAUCCCAACAACUUCAGGCCCCGCAUCAACAAAAACAACUCGGUCAAGGAUACGGAACAGAAACGUUCUGGCCAGUUCUUCUUCUUGGAGGACGAAGCUUGUAACUAAAUCAAGAUUUCCUUUUGUUCUCUCCAGCUCUCCUUCGUUCAUUUUGCAUUCUUUGGUCGAAAACACACACAUUUGCUUUCAGUUUAUUUUGUUAUUGUUGUCGAAGAUUACGUACAAUCAAAAAAUGGGGAUAAAUUGUACUUGAUUAAAGUGAGUUUUAUAUACGUUUUUACAGCGAAAUAAAUAGUAAACCCAAACAACAGAA